UCUUGCCUUUUGACGCAGGAAGUACGUCACAUUCCUCUUCCGCCGCAGCUCCGGCGCCUGAAACACGAGUGUUCAUCUUUUCUCUCUUCACGGGAGGCGUAGUGAAAAAACUGGACCGAGUGGCUACACUUAGCUGAGAAAAAUGAAACCCAUCCUGCUCCAGGGCCAUGAGAGGUCCAUAACUCAAAUCAAGUACAAUAGAGAAGGAGACCUGCUCUUCUCUGUAGCUAAGGACACGGUAACCAACGUGUGGUACUCUGUCAAUGGUGAGAGGCUUGGCACCUACAAUGGGCACACAGGAGCUGUGUGGUGUGUUGACUGUGACUGGGACACUAAAAACGUAUUAACAGGAUCAGCAGACAACAGCUGUCGACUUUGGGACUGUGAGACCGGUAAACAGCUGGCCCUGCUCAACACCAACUCGGCUGUCAGAACGUGCGGCUUCGACUACAGCGGCAACAUCAUCAUGUUCUCCACAGACAAGCAGAUGGGUUACCAGUGCUUCCUGAACUUCUUUGACCUCAGGGAUCCACAGCAGAUUGAGGACAACCAGCCCUACCUGUCGAUACCUUGCAGUGACCACAAGAUUACCAGUGCUGUGUGGGGACCUCUGGGAGAGUUUGUCAUUGCCGGCCACGAGAACGGAGAGUUCAACCAGUUCAGCGCCAAGUCUGGAGAUGUCCUGAAGAAGGCCAAGGAGCACACCAAGCAGAUCAAUGACAUCCAGACAUCAGUGGAUCUCACUAUGUUCAUCAGUGCCUCCAAGGACAACACUGCCAAGCUGUUUGACUGCGCUUCUCUGGACCACAUCAAGACCUUCAAGACAGAGAGACCUGUCAACUCUGCUGCCAUUUCCCCCAUUAUGGAUCAUGUGGUGAUGGGAGGCGGUCAGGAGGCCAUGGAGGUCACUACUACCUCCACCAGGAUCGGCAAGUUUGAGGCCAGGUUCUUCCAUGCUGCCUAUGAAGAGGAGUUUGGCAGGGUCAAAGGUCAUUUUGGCCCCAUCAACUGUGUGGCAUUCCACCCUGAUGGCAAGAGUUACAGCAGUGGAGGAGAAGAUGGAUACGUAAGAAUUCAUUACUUUGACCCACAGUACUUUGACUUUGAACUGGAGGCAUGAACAGUCAGGCUCCUCGACCCCACAGCUUCAACGGCGCAUUCAAUCCAGUCAGGAAGAAGGAACAACGGACUAACAUGCAUUUACAGUCUGACCACCUCGCCUCCUUCCCUUCAUCUGAACUGAUCUGAAGUCAGGGUCAAAGUUGCAGAGGUCUGCUGCCAGUGAUUAAAUUUGGCCCGAAUACUCCUCACAGAUUACUUCAAAUAAAGGAAAGCAUCUCAGUGAUGAGUGUGGUGUUUUUUAAAGUCAUUUUUCUAACAUCACUUGGAAACUGUCUUGGUGGGAUCAGAAGCAAUUUUUAUACCCUGGAUCUGCAAAGCUAUCGUGACUGGACUUUAAAACCCACGCUGCCUGAUUCCCGAGUCUAUUUAAUCUGAUUCUACGAAUGAGUGGAAUUUGAGUUAUUGAUAUAUUUUCUGUUGUAAGCCAUUCCACCACAAGUCACCAUAAAAUUACUUAUUCAAUUCA
Molecule: messenger RNA, 1588 nt
Organism: Siniperca chuatsi (mandarin fish)
Lineage: Eukaryota; Metazoa; Chordata; Actinopteri; Centrarchiformes; Sinipercidae
Gene: eif3i
Product: eukaryotic translation initiation factor 3, subunit I
Exons: 11
Coding region: 143-1120 (325 amino acids)
Biological process (GO): cytoplasmic translational initiation
Cellular component (GO): cytoplasm; eukaryotic translation initiation factor 3 complex, eIF3m
Molecular function (GO): protein binding; translation initiation factor activity; RNA binding
Source: RefSeq, a predicted model, not a curated record